Molecule: messenger RNA, 1986 nt
Organism: Solanum verrucosum
Lineage: Eukaryota; Viridiplantae; Streptophyta; Magnoliopsida; Solanales; Solanaceae
Product: putative F-box/LRR-repeat protein At3g18150
Exons: 4
Coding region: 23-1672 (549 amino acids)
Molecular function (GO): protein binding
Source: RefSeq, a predicted model, not a curated record
UAGAAACACAAAAGACAAAAUCAUGGCGGAAGAAACCCUAGAUGAUCGUCUGAGUGACUUGCCGGACUCACUUCUACUUCAAAUUCUCUCCCUUUUGCCGACAGAAGAAGCAUUCACAACAUGUAUUCUCUCUAAAAGGUGGCAGUAUCUCUGGACUUCACUUGAUUCCUUCAUUUUCUCUCCUAGAUACUUCUUGGGAAGAAACAAAGGAUUUCGAUCAUUUGUUGACUAUGUAUUGUCUCAUUCCACUGCUUCCAAAAUUACAAAAUUUCAGAUCCACUGCAGUGCCCUGCAUAACUACAAGUCUCAAAUAAGCCAAUGGCUUACUUUUGCUGUUAAAAAAAAUGUACAACAUGUUGUACUCUAUUCUCCUCCUCCUUACAUAAUGUCUCAAAGUUUUUUCACUUGUUCGUCUUUGAUAACAUUGCAUCUUGCAGAAAGUUCCUUGGUUUCUAAUAUUGUUAUAGCUUGGAAGUCUCUAAAGACUAUAAAAUUGGAGGAAAUGGUGCUAGUCGAUACCGAAAUUAAGAAUUUACUAUCAGGUUGUCCUGCAUUGGAAACUAUAGUAUUUAAUAAUGUUGGGGGUUUUCGUCGUUUGGAAAUUAAUUCGAUAAAGGUAAAAAGCUUGAAAUUGGAAGGUUAUUGGGUGGAUGAUGGUGGUGAAAGUGAUCACUCAUUUGAAAUUUGUGUCCCGUAUCUUCAGCAUUUGGAGCUUUCGCAAGAUUUUCAUGAUUUCAAGUGUAGUCUUGUUGAUGCAUCCUCUGUGGUUAAUGCUAAGAUAACUUUCGACAUUACAUGUAUCAAAGAUCUGCACAAUGAUUAUGAUCAAUAUUCUGAUUCUGAUGAAGAGGAUGAAGAUAGUUGCAGUGAUUAUCAUCAAGCUUUUAAGACCCUCAUCCAAGAUUACCUUCAAAAGCUAAGUCGGGCAACCGAAUUAACAUUCGGAACUUUGUUCACUCAGGUCCUAUGCAUAUUGCAGUUCAAAGGAGUGCCAAUUCCAGAAUUGGAAUGCAAACAUCUAGUGCUGGAGUUGCAUUUGGAAAAGUUUAGUUUGUAUGGGGCAGCUGGCCUUUUGCGAGCCUCGCCUCUUGUGGAGACAGUCAACUUAGAAAUAGAAAAUCUGCCUUUUGAUGAUUCCAGGUGCUAUUUUGAGAGAGAAUAUUUGGUCAAAGGUGAUAGUAUUGAUUUGCAGAGUUAUAAUUCAAGCUCUGUGUUUCCCAACCUAAAGAAUGUUGAGAUUGUCAUCUCCUCUGGGAUGUGCAUGAAGGAGCAUCUCAACUGGGAAUAUAUCAGGAAGCUUUUCAAACUUUCAAACUUUUUGUUAAAGAAUGCAGUGGUUUUGGAGAAGUUCGUUAUCGUUUCAAAAAGACGAAGGUGUGAGAUUUGUGGAAUCAAGUGUGUGUCCCGAUUUUUAUCGCAAUUGGCUAGUAAAUUGAGAUCCUCUGCUGAGUUUGUGAUUGCCUAUCAAGAGCUUGUAGAUGUAUCCUCUGUGGUUAAAGCUAAGGAUAAUCCUUGUCAAGAUUCUGAUGAUGAGGAAGACAGUUGCAGUGAUUAUUAUCAAGAUUCUGAUGACGAGGAAGACUGUUCCAGUGAUUAUUAUUAUCAUGAUUCUGAUGAUGAUGAGGAUAAUUUUGAUCAAGAUUCUGAUGAUGAUGAGGAUAAUACCGAUUAAGAUUCUGAUGAUGAUGAGGAAGACGAGCCGUGAUUAUCAUCAAGGUUGUAAGACCCUCAUCCAAGAUUACCUUCAAAAGCUGAGUUGUGCAACCGAGUUAACAUUCAGCACUUGUUCACCCAGGUUUGUGAUGUUUGUCAUUAGUACCCUGCAUAUCCAAACAGGGAUGCUUUUGCUUAGUUGUACAUAACUUGGUGCUGUCAAGUUAUUAAAUUACAUGUCCUUACUAAAAAGCUAGAGUCCUUAUUUUUUCAGAUUUAUUCUAGCAGACAGUUUCAGAAUGUUAACAUUAUCAGAUUUAGUAAUUUUCAAUC